AUGUUUGUCCUUGGCCUGCUCGCACUAAUGGGGAGCGCAGCUCGCGGUUUUCCUGACACGCCCUUUAUUUGCACCUCGAGUCUUGUGUUGCAGUUGGUUGCCGGGGUGUCCAACGUCUCGGCAGUAUACGACAACCCUUUUGGUAAGGACUGCCGCGCGCUACUACAGUUUGCAGAUCCUACUUACGAGCUGAUCACGUACCCCUUCCCACACCUGCGCUACGCGGGCUUGGCGAGGACCAGCUUCCUUCUACCUGCUGGUCCGCCGAAUGGAGGGGCCAAUGUUGAGCUGUUUAGGGCAGGUGGCUUGCCUAAGGCCGUGGUCUCGGAUGGCACCGGAGACCUUUCGAAGGAGGCUGAGCAGUUAGGCGCGAUUAAGCGCCUCGCGGCCCAGCACGCUGCCGAUUAUGACAGCCUCUAUCAUGCCCACCACGAUAUCGUAGAGGAAUGGAAGCGCGCAGCCUACUUCAGAGCAUAA
Anthostomella pinea is the source of this 477-nucleotide messenger RNA. The record is from the annotation of a GenBank genome assembly. NCBI's taxonomy places the organism in Eukaryota, Fungi, Ascomycota, Sordariomycetes, Xylariales, Xylariaceae.